CAAGCGAAGACACCCUUGCCAGGUGUACAUUGAUACGUUACUCAACCGACGGUCUGCAAGGUCGUUUCGCUGUGCAUCAUUGACGAGGGGGAUUGACCGAGCUCGGCGCACGAUGACUGGGGUGCGGGUUUACUUUCGUCCGUCAUGACUCAACGUCUCAUGACCUUGCCGAGCUGGGCAGUAUACAACUUCCCACGCUCUCUGCAUUGCCCAAAUCGACUUACCGUACCCUUCCAUCAACCACAAAAACAUCAACGCCGCCUGAAGUCUAAAGAAGUAAGUCACAAUGGCCCCGCCCACCGACUCCUCCUCCGCCAUAUCCGCCAGCCCGCGCGUGCACGCGCUGCUCGCCCGCCUGCACGCCGCAUCCGAGUCGCAGGAGAAGUCGCUCUCGCAGUCAUGGUUCUACCUCAAGCGCCUCCUCACCUUCUACCUCUUCUCCACGCCCUGGGCCGCCGCGGCCGACGACCACAUGCGGGACAAGUUCGUGGCGCUCGAGCAAGACAAGUGCCACUUCAUGUACCUGCUGGCGCGCAGCAGCGGCGCGCUGAACGUCGUCGAGGCCGGCACCAGCUUCGGCGUGUCGACCAUCUACCUGGCGCUGGCGGUGGGCCAGAACGUCGCGGAGCAGAAGGCGCUGGGGAGGAAUGUGACCGGGAGGGUUGUUGCGACCGAGAAGGAGCCCACCAAGGCCGCGCGCGCGAGGGAGCAUUGGGCUGAGGCGGGGGAUGAGGUGGAGGGGUUUAUUGAGCUGCGCGAGGGGGAUUUGUUGGAGACGCUUCAGAUGGAGGGGAUGCCGGAGCAGGUUGAUUUCUUGCUGCUUGAUAUCUGGACGCCCAUGGCGCUGCCCACGCUCAAGAUCGUCCAGCCCCGGCUGAGAAAGGGGGCGAUCGUCCUCGCCGACAACACCAGCAUGGCACGGCCGAUGUACAAGGAGUAUCUGGACUACAUCCAUGACCCGGCGAAUGGUUUCAAGACAACUGAGGUGCCGUAUGCCGGCGGCCUUCAGAUGUCUGUGUAUCUUCCCGAGAGCAAUUAGCAGCCAGUAGCUGGCUCCUUCCUUUGCCCGGCGCAUGUUUUGAGUGCAGGGCGGGGCAUUACGAACAACAAAAGUCCUCGAUCAUAGCUGUGCCCGGUCUCUGUCCUUUGUCAUUGUCACAAGGGGAACACAAGUGACCUGGAACAGAUCACUGCUUUCCACGUUAAGUUUCAGCUCUGUGGAUGUUGAGCUCCGCAUGGUUGUGGAGGUAAGUGGUUGCGUGCAGCAGUAACGGUGUGUGGGUGCUCUCUGGGGAAGUGUUGCUGCCUGGAGUACAUUGGGCUCAAUGAGGAGCGCAGCCGAGGUUACACAUCGCUAAGCGGGAGCUGUGCUUGGCUCGAAGAUGUUCGUGGGUGGUGCCUUCUUCGGUUGCCUGCAUAUAGUUCAAUAGUACAAACCAUUGGUCACCACAUGUCGAC
This is a messenger RNA of Chaetomium strumarium, 1458 nucleotides long. Its product is annotated as S-adenosyl-L-methionine-dependent methyltransferase. Gene Ontology annotation, molecular function: O-methyltransferase activity. The transcript has 2 exons. The record is from RefSeq and is a predicted model, not a curated record. Bases 287 to 1039 code for a protein of 250 amino acids. NCBI's taxonomy places the organism in Eukaryota, Fungi, Ascomycota, Sordariomycetes, Sordariales, Chaetomiaceae.